Messenger RNA from Aspergillus welwitschiae, 932 nucleotides. Its product is annotated as nuclear transport factor 2 family protein. The record is from RefSeq and is a predicted model, not a curated record. Lineage: Eukaryota; Fungi; Ascomycota; Eurotiomycetes; Eurotiales; Aspergillaceae. The transcript has 2 exons. Bases 72 to 545 code for a protein of 157 amino acids.
GUAAAAUUCCAACCCUGUCCAGCGGAUUCGAGGUUUCUUCUCCUCUCAUAUAUUCACAUUAUAUAUCAAUCAUGGCUGACAUCAAGCCCCCUUUCACUGAAGAAUCAGCUCGGAAGAAGGUCAAGGCAGCCCAGAACCUAUGGAAUACUAAGGAUCCCGUGCGAGUUGCACAGGCUUAUACACCCACAUGUAUUUGGCGCAAUCGGACUUCAUUCUUCUCUGGAACAGAAGGAAUCAUUGAAUUCUUGACGGCGAAAUGGAAGAGGGAGAAAAGCUAUAAGCUACGAAAGGAACUAUUUUCAUUCACCAACAACCGCAUCGCAGUGCAGUUUUGGUACGAGUAUCAAGAUGCUGAUGAUAGUCUGCGUUGGAAGCGUUGCUAUGGCCUCGAAGACUGGACCUUCGAUCCGGAGACAGGAAAGAUGUGUAAGAGAAUGAUGAGCGGCAACGAUGUGCUCAUCGGCCCCGACGGAAAUGGAGAGGGAAGAUGGUUCGUGGAAGGAGUAGACGUCGAAGACGUUAAGAUCGGAGAGGAGCAUUGGUGAAAGUUUACAUCUAAUUGUCUGCGCAUCUUGGGGCCGCUGUCUUUUACUGUAUUAAGAAGAACACCCAUCCCCAGUCAUUAAAGUGAAAGGUAAUGCGAUGGAGAUAUGGCGAAUCAUGAUGCUCCGUAUGCUAUGUGGGAUGCGAGAAGUACUGUAGGAUUCCAAGUUCGGUUUCUCCGUCAUCCUUUUCGACAAGGGAACCUAUCAACACAUUAGGAAGUGUUAUGCCAUUAGCAGUGGUGAUUUGAUAAUAUCUUGGAUAAGACACUCGAGGACUGGCUUGCGUCCACAAGCAGAGAUCGCAGGUGAAAUCCCCGAAGCCCAAUGCAAGAGUAGAGGAAAACAGUUAUCCCUAUCUUUGUGAUUUAAAUCUAGUGUAGACAAGGG